AUGGCUGAAAAGAGUAAUGAUAAUACUUCUUCUGAUACAAUUUCCUCGAAGCCAAAAUCAAAAAAAUACCGCAAAGAAAAACCCUGGGACAAUGAGGAUAUAGAUCAUUGGAAAAUCGAGCCGUUUUCUCGAGAGGAUAAUCCGCACACUUUUACUGAAGAAUCUUCAUUUGCAACUCUAUUUCCAAAAUAUCGAGAAAAUUAUUUAAAAGAAAUAUGGCCCCAUGUUACGAAAGCUUUAGAGAAUGUGGGUAUUGGAUGUCUAUUAGAUCUAGUCGAAGGAAGUAUGACAGUUAAAACAACCAGAAAGACAUAUGAUCCAUAUAUAAUACUCAAAGCUCGUGAUUUGAUAAAAUUGCUGGCAAGAAGCGUUCCAUUUCCUCAGGCUGUUAAGAUUCUUGACGAUGGUGUAUCAUGUGACAUUAUUAAAAUUGGAAAUAUUAUUCGAAGCAAAGAACGUUUUGUCAAACGAAGGCAAAGGUUGAUUGGGCCAAAUGGUUCAACGCUGAAGGCGAUAGAAUUAUUGACUCAAUGCUAUGUCAUGGUGCAAGGAAAUACCGUAUCUUCUAUGGGUUCAUAUAAAGGUUUGAAAGAAGUAAGAAAAAUAGUAAUCGAUUGUUUAAAGAACAUUCAUCCUAUAUAUCACAUUAAAGAAUUAAUGAUUAAAAAAGAACUUGCUCAAGAUCCAAAGUUAAAAAAUGAAUCAUGGGAUAGGUUUUUACCUCAUUUCAAAAAACAAAACGUCAAAAGACAGAAAAAACAAAUCAAGAAAAAAGAAUACACACCUUUUCCUCCUCCGCAGACCCCAAGAAAGAUCGAUUUACAACUGGAAUCUGGUGAAUAUUUCCUUAAACCUAAAGAAAAGGCCGCUCGUGAAAUGGAAAAGAAAAAG
Dentiscutata heterogama is the source of this 891-nucleotide messenger RNA. Lineage: Eukaryota; Fungi; Glomeromycota; Glomeromycetes; Diversisporales; Gigasporaceae. The record is from the annotation of a GenBank genome assembly.